UUGACAAGUGGUAAAAGAAAAGAAAGUGGGCAAUAAGCUGCAUCGAUUAACAAAAAAUUGUCGGCGAAUAACCUGUAACGGAGAAGAAAUCAUAUUGUCUCCCGCCAUCGCUGAGCGUUUUUUCGAUUUUGGCGCUUUCGCUUCAAUUAAAUUGGGGAAAGAAAAACGAAUUGCAGUGGAGAGUGGCAGGAAAACCCUAUCUACUGUGCAACCUUCCAAAGGAGGAUAGUCAAGCACUCUUCCUCCUAUUUUAUUCUAAAUUAUGCAUAUGUUUUCACAGUUCACGCGGGUUCGAAUCCUGAUGCAUUCGUUUCUAGGGUAUAAAUUUACAAAUACCACUCUCUUAGGGUAGUUAAGAUAACAAUGGAGGCUGCGAAGAGGGAAACAAGAAAACGCGCACUGGUGAAUCGAUGGAGAGAGCUGGAAGAUGAGGAGAAUGACCAGGAUGAUUCGCCAGUCUCGGACUUGGAAUUCCGGCGCCGCAAGGAACAAUGGUUCACAGAUGCUUAUAAUUUUUUGAUUAAGUUGCCAGAAGAGGUUCAUAUAUGGUGUGGUUAUGAAGAUGUAAUGUGGCCUCUUCUGGAGCCAUUUUGUAGUUAUUCUGAAUGCAAUGAAGAAGAGUUGUCUGUUAAGGUGCUCUGGAAGAGAAUUUGUGCAGAGCUUCGGAGAUGCACCCAAUGCAUUGUCCAGCAUCACAAAGCUCAGAAAAUAUACAAUUCUGAAUUUGAACACGAUACUGUUAAGCCUCUCCUUACUGUUCUGAAAGCUCUUGAUGAGGAAAGAGUAGCCGGCCAUCUUACAGAUAUUAAUUCAAGGGCGGAGAAGAAAGAAUUGAAUUCUGAAAAGGGUUAUGCAGAAGUUGUCAGUGUAUUGUUUGAGGUGUUGAUGUAUCCUGAUUUGCUAGAAGAUCAAGUUCUAGCUAAUGCAUUUGUUCCAUUUCUCAUCGAAGUUGAGAAGUCUCACGAGUUGACUCUUGCUGGAAAUCAACAAUAUCCGGGUGUUUAUGCUCUUUUGUUUCUUCGGAAAACGGAAGCCCGAGCAAUUGGUUUUCGACUUGCUGGAUAUCUUGGGAAAUUGAGGAAUGCAUCUGAUUUGGAGCCAAUACAGCCUUUGUUGAACAAGUGCAUAAAUUUUUUGGAUAAUUCUCCUUCUGAUAUUAGCAACUCAAGACCACGGAUUCAAUAUGAGCGCGAGUCAGUUUGGUUGGGUCUGAAAUCAUUAAUUGGUUUCCUUGAACCAUCGGCAUUUGAAGAGGGAAUUUUAGAACGCUACCCCAUUUUUCUCAGUGUAGUUCUUAAUCAUGUUAGCGACGAUAGUACAAAAAGCUUUUCACAUGCAGUUGAUUGUCUCAAGCUGUUAUUUGAAGUUCUAGGAUGCAAACUCUGGCUGAAAACAACAUUUUCACCUUCUGUCAUGCGGAACACUCUUUUAGGUCAGUGCUUUCACACAUGCAUGGAAAAGCAUCAUAAAGCAAUUUUUGACCUCUUUCAGCCAUUUCUACAGUCACUUGAGGCUUUGCAAGAUGGAGAAUUCGAAAGACAGCGUAGGCAUUUUCUAUAUUUUCUUCUUCACCAAGUUAGUCACAGCAGCAAUUUUAGUCUUCUAAUGAAGAAAAAGGCCUGUCAGGUGGCCAUUUCUAUCAUUGGGCGUGGCUACAGAUUGGAUCCUCCAUGUCCACCUUUUGAGUGUGCGCAUAUGUGGGGCCCAUCUGUAAUCCGUUCUGUGAUGGAUUCAUCACUUUACUCAUCUCUUCGUCAGCCUGCAUUUGAUCUCAUUCAGACUAUUAUUGUUGCUGAUGCAGCAGCUCUGGUUUCCUUGUGGGAAAAGAAGUGUAAUCAGCAUAUGUCUUUUGUGAAAACCUCUUGUGAGAUUGAUGGAGAUGAUGAUGACUCACAGCCAUUUAAUGAAGUAGAAGAAGCUGAUGUUAAUUGCUGGACAGAUUUCAAUAUGGUAGGAAGGUUAACAGCACAUGGUUGUGAAGAAUGGUUUUGUAUUCCACUUUUGUGGGUGGAUGUUUUAACUGGAAUUUCACCAUCAGCUUUACCUCUAUCGUUUUCAAAAUCUGUAAUGUGGGCUUUGUCAAGAUUUUCUGUGAUUGAACCUGAAAUUGACAGCUCAUCAACAAUGCCAGUGUCACAGUGGGUAUCAAUGUAUUUUGAGAAAAUUGGUACUUCUUUCAUGUGGGACAACCCCAAAGGUUGUGAUGAUGGUGCAGAUGGUAAGGGAUCGAUUAAUUCAGUGAAAGCUGCUCUUCAAUGUGUGGAUCUACUUAGACUAAUGAGAAGGUGCGGUUCAAAUUAUGCUAGUAAAAUUGAAGGUAGUGAACUUUACAAGCAGUGGACAUGGGAACCAAGGAUGAGUGAGACUGUCUGUCUGUUGUUAGUGGAUCCUGAUGAUUCUGUGAGGCAGGCUGGUAAAGUUAUUUUGGAGCAAGUUUCAAAUGCUCGGGGCCUUGCCAAUGGACUGCAAUUCCUUUGCUCAAGCCAGUCUUCUAUAUCUUCAAUGCUUUUGGGUUUAUGCUAUGCAAUAAAAAUGUUGAUGGCAGAUUCAAUUAUUUCAACAUCACGAGUUCUACAUCAUCUUUUUUUUGCCGUGUCUAAACUGCUAAUUUCUGGUGCGAGUGAUAAUAAAUGCGCAUACAAUGAGGAAGCUGAAUGCCGGUCCUCUUAUUCUCUAAAAGGAGGAUUCAUUCAGCCUUUAAUUUAUACUGCUUCGUCAACUCCAGUAAUGCUGAGAGCUUCAUCAAAUGAAAGGAAUGCAAACGCUUGGAAGAAACUAUGUGAGUUACUUUCAGAGAAUAUAUGGCCUCUCUUGUUAAAAUGUUUGAAAGAAGGGAAACAUUCAAUUCAAGAGAAAAUUUAUCAGAUGACAUUUGUCCGUGUGCUAGAGAUUCUUCCCUUAGUUGUUGGAUACAUGAGUUGUUCUCAGUUCAAAAAGUCACUUUUCCUUGACAUGACGGGGGAUUCUAGUUCAUCCAUGUCAAGAAUAGAGGAUGAUACUUGGUUUCAUGAUUUGAUUGACUGGGGCAAGUCUCAGCUGAUGGUGAUAGGGAGGCAUUGGAAGCUAGCAGUCUUUGGCAUAUUGAAGAUUGUUAAAGACUUCACAAGGGGUUCUACUCUGAAGGUUGUUAAUUCCAUUGAAACAAUGCUUGCCUCUGAUAAUAUUUCUGUAAAUCAUCUACGGGAGCAGCUAUCACUCCUUUUAAAGUCAAUUUCUGUAGAAAGUGCUACAUCUCAGAGAAAAACAGAGGAGCCUCUGAAGAGCAUAUUGACUCCUGGAGAUGACGUUUCCUGUAAGGAUGAUGAUGAUGUAGAAAUACUUGAUUUCAAGAGUAAAGUUGAUAUCAUUGUUCUAUCUGAUGACGAAGUGGAAAAAGACAGAGAGGUCUUGCUUCCUUCAAAGUCAUGUGCAGAAAGUGAGUUGCAACCGACACAAUCUCUUGAAAUGGAAAAAGUAGUACAUGGUUAUGAAGGAUCUUAUGAUUCUCAAUCAGAUAAGCAGAAUUCAAAGAAUAACACAGAGAAUGUUUCUUCAGUUAAAAACUCUAGUUUUAGUUGUCUUUUAGAUGGUGCCAUUAAUUCUACUAAUAAGUCUGCUAUAAAUGAGCCUCUAGUUGGGAGUGAGUCCUUUGAUAACAGAACUAUGUCUGUCCUACAACAUGAAAACAUGAAUAUGAAUGCUGCAGUUUGCAUGCAACAACCUGCAGUGGAAGAGCAUGUUUUGUGUCAUUCUCCUAUUAUUAACACUCAGGGAAAUGUUUCUAGUGGGGAAAGCCAAGACAAAAGCAAGAGCUUGGUUGUUUCUUCAAUUGGUAGGACAGAUUCGAUAUCUCAUGUUGUUCAGGACCAAAAUGACAAGUCUGAAAAUCUUACUAGAAACUCUAGUGUGCGUAAAAUGUCAACUGGUGUCAGAUCUAGUGAAGAUUUGCUUUUGAAGAAGUUGAUAGCUGAUGAUAAGUAUGAUCCUCUUGAAUUCGCUCUUGAUUCUGUAAAAAGUAUGCAGCCAUUAUCAAUAAAGCCUGCUGUUAGUUCAAAGCGUCAAUUAAUCUAUCUUGAGGCGCCACUGGAGCAAGACAAAAGUAGCUCUGAAAGGUUAGAUACCAGAAUGAAAAAGUAUAAACCUCCCAGACUUGAUGAAUGGUACAAACCAAUCCUAGAAUUAGACUACUUUGUUGUAGUUGGAAUAAGUCUUUCUGACAGUGAACCUGAGAAUUUACCAACAGCUCAGUUGACCGAAGUGCCUACUUCUUUCCUCUCAGCUGAUCAUUACAUGAAUGUCUUCCGGCCGUUGGUUCUGGAAGAGUUUAAAGCACAGCUAAGACAAUCAUUUGAAGAUGUAUCGUCACCAGAGGAAUUGUGUUGUGGUAAACUUCGGCUAUUGUCCUUAGAGAAAGUUGAUGACUUCCAACUUGUACGUUUCAUGGCAGAGAUUGGUGAAGAUGCUGCAUCCAGGGGCUGUUAUGAAAAUGACUUGGUUUUGCUUUCACGGCAACCUUUCCAGAGUGUGCAUCAGAAUGUUCAUAUGAUUGGAAAGGUAGAAAGAAGGGAAAGGGAUACUAAAAGCAGGUCAACUAUCCUGGUAUUGAGAUUAUACCUUCAUUCUGGUAUUAUUAGGCUUGCAAAAGCUAGAAGGCUUCUUAUUGAACGUAGUAAGUGGUGUGUAACUCGCCUUAUGAGCAUUACACCCCAGCUGCGAGAAUUCCAGGCACUGUCAGCUGCCAAAGAUCUUUCUUUACUUUCUAUCAUUCUAAAUCCACAGACAGCCGCAAUUAAACUUGCUCACUUUCAUAAUCAGGCCCAAGCAACUGACCUAAAAAUGCUUCCAGAACCAUUGAAGGAGCGUCUAGUGGAAGCCUUUAAUGAGAGUCAACUUAAAGCAAUCAGUCUUGUUCUUGAUCAAAAUCUAUCACAGGGGAAUUUUCGAUUAUCUCUGAUUCAGGGACCCCCAGGGACUGGGAAAACAAGAACUAUUCUUGCCAUUGUGAGUGUGCUGCUUGCCAUUAAUAAAAUUUCAAACAAAGGUAUGGCAAGGGGUAAUUUCUCUUCAAAAAAUGCUACUUCUUCAUGUCAGUUUCGAGGGAAACAGUCAGUGAGUCAGUCUGUUGCAAUAGCAAGGUCCUGGCAAGAUGCUGCUCUCGCUAGACAGCUAACAAAAGAUGCUAACAACUUUCCUUCUAAAUCUUUCGGGAUGGAAGGGCCAAGAACAGCAAGAGUUCUUAUUUGUGCUCAGUCUAAUGCAGCUGUUGAUGAAUUAGUAUCAAGAUUAUGCAAACACGGGCUUUAUGACAUCGACGGUAAAAUUUUUAAACCAUACAUAGUAAGAGUGGGCAAUGCAAAAACAGUACACCCAGACUCACUUCCUGUUUUCAUCGAGACACUAGUUGAACAGCGUUUAGGUGAGAAAAAGCAGAAUGAAGCUGAUUCUCAAAAUGAUGAGGCACAUAAAUUUACUGCAGUACUUAGAGCUAAGCUUGAGAAGCUGGUGGAUAAAAUACAGUUAUAUGAAGCCCAACGCUCUCGUCUGCAAGAUGAACAAUCAAAUAGAAGUCCAAUUGAAGAUGAUGGAACACAUAAAGAUAAUGAUAAUGUAUUUAAGUCAGAGGUGGAAUUGAAGGCAAAAUUGAACAUUUUGUACAAGCAGAAAAGGGGAGUUUGUACAGAACUUGCUGCUGCCGAAGGAAAAGAGAAGAAAGCUUUUGAGGAGAACAAGGCUAUAAAACAGGAACUACGAAGAGCUAUUAUUAGAGAGGCAGAGGUAGUUGUGACUACGUUGAGUGGCUGCGGAGGUGAUAUAUACUCUGCUUGCAUUGAAUCUGCCUCCCGUAACAGAAAUGGCAAAGCAGCUGGUGAUUCCUUGUUUGAUGCAGUGGUGAUAGAUGAAGCUGCCCAGGCUUUAGAACCAGCAACUCUUAUCCCUCUACAACUUCUGAAACUGACGAGUGCUAGAUGUGUGAUGGUUGGUGACCCAAAGCAGCUUCCUGCAACUGUUCUAUCACGGCUUGCUAGCAAGUUUUCAUAUGAAUGCAGCAUGUUUGAACGCCUACAACGAGCAGGUUACCCUGUAACAAUGCUUAGCACUCAGUAUCGCAUGCAUCCAGAGAUAUGCUGUUUUCCAUCUGCUCAUUUUUAUGACAAUCAAUUAAAGGAUGGAGGUAUAAAGGAAAGCAGGUCGGCAGCAUUUCAUGAGAAUUUUUACCUUGGUCCCUAUUUGUUUUAUGAUGUUGUCGAUGGCUAUGAGGAAAGUGGAAGAUCAAUCAGAUCUCAAUCCCUUUGCAAUGAAGCAGAAGUUGAUGUUGUCUUGGAGAUUUUGAGGUUUCUAAAAUCAAGGUAUCCAUUGGAGUUUCUCCCUGGAAGGAUUGGAAUAAUUACACCCUACAAACAACAGGUUACAUUUUUAAGGCAGAGGGUUAUGAAGGAGUUUGGACCAAGCAUUGCUGGAGAAAUGGAGUUUAAUACUGUUGAUGGUUUUCAAGGGCGUGAAGUGGAUGUUCUUAUAUUUUCAACUGUACGGGCUUCAUCAAAAGAUGUGGUAAGGCAAACUUCAAAUCCAGGUAGUAUUGGAUUCGUCUCUGAUGUCAGGCGGAUGAAUGUUGCUUUGACACGAGCCAAACUUUCAUUGUGGAUUAUUGGACAUGCUAGGACAUUGCAACGAAGCCCUCACUGGAAAGCCUUGCUCAAGAAUGCAAAGGAAAGGAAUUUGCUUUUAUCAAUUCUGAAGCCAUACAAAUCUAUAUUUUGCAAUGCACAGACAGGUUCUUUAUCAAAAAAAUAUCUUGCCAGUGACUCUAGCAUUAAACAGGCGUCAACAGAGAAAAUGCACGAUUGGAGUAAGAUUUCAGGGAAGCAAUUAAGAAAGGACAUGAGUAAACAUGAUGCAGGUAAUAUGCAAAGUGAGCAGAGCCAAACAAAUCAGGUGGAAGAGAGUCCACUUUUGAGUCCAGGAAGGAAUAUGGAAAAACAUGCACAGAGCAACAUGUAUGGGAAUUGGGAAAAUGAGAAAUUACAUACAGAAGUAAAUAUAGCAUCAGGUCUUGGGAAGUAUGGCAAAAUGAGUAAUGACUCAAAAGACAAAGCUAAUGAAAACAAUGGACAGAAAACACAAAACAGGAAUUUUACUGACAGAAGUGAUAUUAUUUAUAGAAACAAAACAACAAUAGAAAGGACAGGGAAGAGUGACAGAAGUACUAAAUUAAACAUGGAGAAACAUUGCUCUCUGGAGAGAGAUAAUAAAGCCUCUAUGCCUGAUAAAUCUAAACCUCAGGCUAAAAGAAUUUCAAAAGAAAGUGCUACAGUUAAAGAAAAACAUUUAUUGGUGAAGCAUAAACAUGACAAAAAGAAUGUUAGAAUAGGCAUGAAACCAAAUCAGUUCAUUUCUGCUCAUAGUGAAUUCAUUAAAACAAAUGCAUUACCGGCAUCAAGAGAGUCAUCAUUGCAGCAAAGCAUUGGGAUCCGAAAUCCAGGAGAAUCCAGUGGUGAGCUUCAUGAUCAGAAUAAAGUCAAUGAUACUUUACACCAGCAAGUCUGUCAAAGUUCGAAGGCCAGUUAUAUUGAAAGCCGUAAACGGCAGCGUGAUGCAGUUAAUGCCAUUUUACCUGGAGCAUUUUUUCCUUCCAAGAGACCUAAUGUUACAGAGACAAUAUUACAGCCAAAAUCCACCACUUCAGCCCAAGACAAAUUAGAUAUGCAAAGUACAAGUAAACCUGAAGCUGCUCAUCAUCAAAAGCAAAGAGUAGAAGUUUCAUCUCAAAAUUCAUCUGGCGGGAAGGAUCGAUUGUCUGAAGAAUGGGAGCUUUUUGAGAAGAAACUAGCUGAAUCUAAAAAUGCCGUCCAGUCAAGUAGAGGCUUGUCAAUAGGGACAUCUACAUUACCCACGAACAACAGAGUGGGGUAGUUAGUUUUUUGAGAUUCAAAUGAAAGCAUGGAAAUUCAUAAAAUAUGAAGAGCAUCAUCGUAUCUAGUUACCAAUGUGUAACCUGAGCACGGGUGCUGCGGGUGCUGGGCACUAUUUUGAGGAACUAGCUGAUCAAGGGUAGACAAGAAUAUGUAGUUCAAAUUCUCCACUGUAACAUCAAUUUGUAUCAAUGUGUACGCUCUGCAUAUCUCUUCUGGGUUUUGAUUCUUGAGGACUGCAGGGUGUAGCAUGUCCAGUGAUUAGUUCCAAGGAAAUUGUAAUAUAAUGCUGAAAAUAUCGUAUUUUUUUGCCCUAGUGGGGCUUGAUGUAAUAAUUGGGUCGGCAAGAUCUGCAACCAGUAUUUUUCAUUCUGUUGCAGGAAAUUCGCCUGUCCAGCGUUUCUUAAAAUUUGUAUUUUCAAGUAGAUACAUUAGUUUCCACUCUGUAUUGCGUUUAGUGCUAAAACAAAAAUUGCUGAUUAUUGUA
This is a messenger RNA of Cryptomeria japonica (Japanese cedar), 8376 nucleotides long. RefSeq lists its product as uncharacterized. The record is from RefSeq and is a predicted model, not a curated record. The transcript has 22 exons. Gene Ontology annotation, molecular function: helicase activity. The coding region runs from base 364 to 7890 and encodes 2508 amino acids. NCBI's taxonomy places the organism in Eukaryota, Viridiplantae, Streptophyta, Pinopsida, Cupressales, Cupressaceae.